Molecule: messenger RNA, 1893 nt
Organism: Salarias fasciatus (jewelled blenny)
Lineage: Eukaryota; Metazoa; Chordata; Actinopteri; Blenniiformes; Blenniidae
Product: putative aminopeptidase W07G4.4
Exons: 16
Coding region: 68-1621 (517 amino acids)
Biological process (GO): proteolysis
Cellular component (GO): cytoplasm
Molecular function (GO): manganese ion binding; metalloaminopeptidase activity
Source: RefSeq, a predicted model, not a curated record
GGUCAUGUGACCGCGCGGGGAGGUCAGCUGCCUCUUUCUCCUGAAGACAGCAGAGCAGCAGGACAAAAUGUGCACCAGUGUCCAGCCCAUCGAGUGCACCACCGACAUAAGGAACCAAAAUUUCGAUGGCGUCGUCCUGGUGACCCAGAGCCAUGACACCUUGCCCCCGGAGCUGGAGUUCCUGAAAGCCCCGCUGCAGGACUACAGCUCUGUGGACAGUGGUCUCGGGGAGGAAGUGGUGGUCCUCAAGGUCCCCGGUCUCCCUGGCAACCGGCUGGUGUUUGCCUCCACCGGCCCAGUAAACCGUGACUACGACGACGUCCGUCGUUUCAGCGAUGCAGCGGAGAAGGGCAUCAAGCGGGCUUUGAAAGCCGGCAUGAAGCGCCCCCUGCUGGUGUGCCCUCCGCACAAGGACUACAACAGCAACACACUGGUUGCUGCGCUCGGAGCCCUGCAUGCUCUCUACAUGCCCAUUGAAGUGAGAGAAGGGAACGUGAAACCCAACGACUUCAAGGCGUGUGUUCUGGGCCUGUGGACAGUGCAGGAGGCUGAGGGAGCGAAGCUGGUGGAGCUGGCGAACGCUCUGGAGAGUGGCCGACUGGCGUACCGGGACAUCGGCGGCUCCGACCCUGAGCGGAUGGCUGCGCCUCGCGUGGCUGAUUAUGUUCAGGAGCUGUUCAGGGACAGCCCUGUGACGGUGGAAGUGGUGAGUGACCUGAAGACCUUGGAGAAAGAGUAUCCAUGUCUGGCCGCAGUCAACCGCUGUGCCAGCAGUGUUCCUCGCCAUCAGGCUCGAGUCAUCAAGCUGCAGUACUGUGGAGAGGGUCCCAUCCAGAAGACCCUCAUGUUGGUGGGAAAGGGCAUCACCUACGACACAGGCGGAGCAGACAUCAAGGCCGGGGGCAUUAUGGCCGGGAUGCACCGGGACAAGUGUGGAGCUGCUGCUGUGGCUGGAUUCUUCCAGAUUUUGGCCAAACUGAAACCAAGACAUCUGAAGGUCAUGGGUGCGAUGGCCAUGGUGAGGAACAGUGUGGGCGCAGAUUGCUACGUGGCUGAUGAACUCGUGGUGUCCCGCGCCGGCCGCAGAGUGAGAGUGGGAAACACCGACGCUGAGGGACGUAUGGUCAUGGUGGACCUGCUCUGUGAGAUGAAGGAGAAGGCUGUCCGUGAGGUUUCUCCUCAGCUGUUCACUAUCGCCACGCUGACUGGUCAUGCCAUCAGGGCCAUGGGACCCAACUACUCUAUCAUCAUGGACAACGGACCGGCUCAUCGCAGCGGUAAUGCUGCUCAGUGGCAGAAAGCCGGAGAGGUGCUGGGCGACGUGUUCGAGGUGUCCACCAUCCGUCGCGAGGACUACGAGUUCCACAAGGGCAAGUCUGAGUAUGAGGACAUUUUGCAGUGCAACAACCUUCCGUCCUCCGCCACACCUCGAGGACAUCAGACCCCUGCAGCCUUCCUCAUCAUGACCUCCGGGCUCGACAAGCACGGUGUGGAUUCUGGCACGCCUCUGCCGUACUCCCACAUCGACAUUGCCGGCUCCAGCGGUCCUUUUCCUGGUGUCCCAACAGGAGCCCCCAUCCUCGCCAUGGCAACCAACUACAACCUGUUCGAUGGCUUCUAAACAGAUCAUACUGAACGUCUACAACCUCUGCACUUCAAGCUGAUAACCGUCCAAAAAAUUAAUGAGAUGCCUGCCACAACACAUAAUGCAAUUUUUUUCUAACAUUUUUCAAUACUGUGUCUCUGUAGGACUGCUCAUCUUACACUUUUCUAUGAACUGUUAACUUUUUUUCACAUCUGAAUCAAGACAGUUGAGUCUCUUUUGUCUAAAUCAGUCUGCCUCAGGGGAUUAAAUGGCCAUUUGAAAAUACAAUUCUUUUAUAUUGGUGUCUG